GGCUUUGGGCAGCAGGCCAGUCUCGGGACGGAUGCGACAUGAGGGCUCGUCCGUGAUAUAACAGCACCCGCCAUGACGCUGUUCUAACCAACCGACACUAAAACGCCAAUUUCCAUCCCAUCACCCCACGGAAACUACAAAUCCACCCGGUCCGGCCCACGCACGCCCAGUGCACACCGAGACCAUGGGCCUCUUGGGUCCCGAAGACACCCUGAUGGGCCUCAUCGGGGUGGCCAACAACCUCGACGAACCGCAGCCCAGCAUCAACAAGAAGGAAACCAUCCUAGCCCUGAUAAUCACAUUCUUGGUACGGCAUCACCCCAGGUGCACUCAUGAAUCUGCUCUGGCCGUCGACUCAACCGGGCACGGCGCGGCUUCUGAUGACAGUGAUGACGGUGCUGACUGGACGUGGCAGGCACUGGCUUGGAUAUGUGUGAGCAUCCGACUCUACACCCGCUUCAGGCUGAUCAAGUCGCCGGGGUGGGACGACUUGUUUGUCUUUCUGUCGCUAAUGGCCAUGACCCCCGGUUUGAUCGCCAUAUGUCUGGAAACGACAACUGGCUUUGGGCAACACCUCGUGCUCCUCACGCGUGAUCAGAUGGCUGGAUACUUUCGUAUAUUCUACGUCGCCAACGCGGCUUAUUGCAUGUCGACGGCGCUGAUCAAGAUCUCGCUCCUCCUCCAGUAUCUGCGCCUGUAUGAGCGCGGGACGUACCUGUACAACGUCUGCCGCAGCCUCAUCAUUUUCAUCACGCUGUGGGGCUUCACCUACUCGCUCCUCGCAUGGGUGCCGUGCGUGCCCGUCAGGCAGUACUGGGACCAGGUCUACGACCCCAUGGGUGAGCGCACCUGCUACGCCUACGGCUCGCAGCGCGUCGCCACCUUCACUGCGACGUACGAGAGCCACGCCGCCGUCAACAUGCUGCUCGACCUGCUCGUCAUGGGCCUGCCAAUCCCGCUAUACUUUGACAAGAACACACACAACCGGACCAAGAUGGGGCUGAUCGGCAUCCUGACAUUUGGGACAAUAGUCAACAUCUUCUCCAUUUGGCGCUUCGCCACCAUGAUCCAGCACAAGUCCACGACGUGGCCGACCUUCGACCCGACGUGGUACGGGCCCAUCAGCAUCGUCAUGGCGGGGCUCGAGGUGUCGUCGGCGUGCAUAUGCGCCAGCGUGCCCAUAUUCUGGGGCCCCAUGGCCGUCUCCAUGUCGAAGCUGAUGGGGCAGAUCUUCGUGACCAACGAGAUCCACAUCACAACGGCGCGCGCCAGCGGCAGCCAGGAGGGCUUCCACAAGAGCAGCAGCAGCACCAGCAGCACUGCGGGCGCCGGGCUCGAGCUCCAGGGCGCCACUCUCACCCGCCAGACCAGCGAGAUCGACGCGCCGGAGCGCCACGAGCUCCAGGCAGGCAGGGUCAUUUGGCCAGCGACGAGCGAGGAUGCGUUAGUCAAGCGUUACGAGCUGUGGGCCAAGGUAUGACGACCGUGUUGUGCGUCAUGUACUACGGAUAUGUAUUUCAGGAGCAUAGGCUCGGCGUUUGUCAAGUGUAUCAUCAUUUGCUGUUGUACAGCCUGUCUUGGAUCAAUGACUCGAAUUUAUUAUUAUACCCGGUGGAAUUUUCCAAGCAA
Messenger RNA from Lasiosphaeria miniovina, 1629 nucleotides. RefSeq lists its product as uncharacterized. The coding region runs from base 185 to 1480 and encodes 431 amino acids. Lineage: Eukaryota; Fungi; Ascomycota; Sordariomycetes; Sordariales; Lasiosphaeriaceae. The transcript is spliced from 5 exons. The record is from RefSeq and is a predicted model, not a curated record.